GUCUUAGCUUUCCAAGAAGAUGAGGAGCCAUCUUUUGUUGGUCAUAAUUGGAACCUUUGCCGUUUUGGUUGGCGCCCAAAAACAAGAAGGUUUCAUCAGUUUGGAUUGCGGAUUUCCUAUUGAGGAAUCUCCUUAUAGUGAUCCGUCUACUGGAUUAACAUUCACAUCCGAUUCGACAUUUAUCCAGACGGGGAAGAGUGGUAGAGUCGAUAAAGAGCUCAACAAAAAAUUCCGAAAACCAUAUUUGACUCUAAGAUACUUUCCAGAAGGAAAGCGUAAUUGUUAUAGUCUAAAUGUUAAUCGUGGCACAAAUUAUCUCAUAUUGGUUACCUUCAUAUAUGGAAAUUAUGAUGGUCUUAAUAUAUAUCCAAACUUUGAUCUCUAUCUUGGUCCUGAUAAGUGGGCACGAAUAGAUAUGGAAGGAAGACAAAAUGGUACAUUCGAGGAGAUCAUACACAGAGUGAGGUCAAGCUCUUUGGAUAUUUGUCUCGUUAAAACAGGACCAACCUCGCCGAUAAUAUCAUCUAUAGAACUACGACCAAUGAGAAAUGAUACUUAUGUUACGCAUUCGGGCUCACUGAGGAACUCUUUCCGGGUUCAUUGUAGCACUUCUGAUAGAGAGAUAAGGUAUGAUGAUGACUCCUACGAUCGUGUCUGGUAUCCAUUCUUCAGCUCUUCAUUUACCUAUAUAACGACUAGUCUCAAUAUAAACAAUUCAGAUACAUUUGAGAUACCAAAAGCUGCACUCAAAAGUGCUGCGACACCUAAAAACACUAGUGCGCCGCUGAUCAUCACUUGGAAACCAAGACCCUCUAAUGCUGAAGUUUACUUCUAUCUUCAUUUCGCUGAGAUACAAACUCUUGCAGCCAACGAGACGAGGGAGUUCGACAUUGUGUUGAAAGGAAACUUUAAUUAUUCAGCUUUUAGUCCUCCCAAGUUAGAGCUACUUACAUUUUUCACAGCUGCACCAGUGCAAUGUGACUCAGAUGGUUGCAAUUUACAACUCAUAAGAACUCCAAACUCAACGCUUCCACCGCUAAUCAACGCUCUUGAGGCUUACACUAUUAUCGAAUUCCCACAAUUAGAGACAAGCCUAAGUGAUGCCAGUGGAUUAACUGGGAGUCUAGCCUCAUUUUUUCAAAAUCUAACGCAAAUACAAGAGCUGGACUUAUCUAACAACAGUUUGACUGGACUUGUGCCUGCUUUUCUGGCCAACAUUAAAUCACUAUCUUUGAUAGACUUGAGUGGGAACAAUUUUACCGGUUCAGUUCCGCAAACUCUUCUUGAUAGAGAAAAGGAAGGACUUGUCUUAAAACUUGAAGGAAAUCCAGAGCUAUGCAAGUUUAGUUCAUGCAAUCCAAAAGAGAAAAAGGGAUUAUUGGUACCGAUUAUUGCAUCAAUUUCCGCUGUGCUUGUUGCAAUAGUGGUUGUGGCUCUCUUUUUUGUUUUCCGAAAAAAGAAAGUGCCUUCAGAUGUACAUGCUCCAACAAGCAUGCCUGUAGUAGAUGUUGGACAUGCUAAACAUUCAGAACCAUCAUUCGUCUCGAAAAAGAUAAGGUUUACUUAUUUCGAGGUUCAAGAAAUGACAAAUAACUAUCAGAGAGUUCUUGGUGAAGGCGGCUUUGGAGUCGUUUAUCAUGGUUGUGUUAAUGGUACCCAACAAGUAGCUGUUAAAUUGCUCUCUCAAUCAUCUUCUCAAGGCUAUAAACAUUUUAAGGCAGAGGUUAGACUUUGACCCGGUGAUCUUUGUUGGAAUCUAAUUGUUGUUUACAUGUACUUUCUAUCUUUAAAAGUAUUAGCUAAUGGGUGUUUUUUUCUAAGCGAGUCUUUGUUGGUUUUCUUGAUUUCUAUAGGAACCAGAAAGUGAUCGAGAGAGAACAUGAAGAUUCAUAUUUUGUUGGCCAUGAUUGGAACCUUUGUCGUUAUAGUUGGAGCCCAGGAUCAAGAAGGUAAUAAUAUAUCAUCUUUUUCUUGGUUAUAAAUCAGUCCUUUGACU
Arabidopsis arenosa is the source of this 1996-nucleotide messenger RNA. NCBI's taxonomy places the organism in Eukaryota, Viridiplantae, Streptophyta, Magnoliopsida, Brassicales, Brassicaceae. The record is from the annotation of a GenBank genome assembly.